Molecule: messenger RNA, 965 nt
Organism: Meleagris gallopavo (turkey)
Lineage: Eukaryota; Metazoa; Chordata; Aves; Galliformes; Phasianidae
Source: RefSeq, a predicted model, not a curated record
CCCCCUCCUCCGCCAUGAGUUCUUACGUCGCCAAUUCGUUUUAUAAGCAAAGUCCCCACGUUGCUGCCUAUGCCAUGCAAAGUUAUGGAAAUUAUGGAAGUGUGCCUGAGGUUCAGCCAUCCAGGUGCUGCUACAGCGGCGUGGAUCUGAGCAUCACCUUCCCCUCCUCCGGGGCUUCCAACCCUGAGAGCGGCGUGGAUAUGUCUGCAAACCCCCGGGCUCACCCCGAUCGACCUUCCUGCACGGUCAUGGGUUCGUCGGGCCAUCUUUUAAACGAACCCCCACCUUUAAACCCAGGAAUUUACAGUCAGAAGACAGCGAACGCGGCAACGUUGGAAGAGAGAUCGAAAGGCUCUGCAGAAAUCAAAGCUGAGCCCGUGCAAACAGCACAACAAGGAGGACCACAAGUGCAGCAGCAACGGCCACCUCCACAAAUAUACCCGUGGAUGACCAAACUACACAUGAGCCAUGGUAAAACUUUCACUUCUUGAUUUUGUUUCACAGGAUUUUGCCUCGGUUUUAUAGGCCAUGCGGGGCAAAUAAUAAAAAACCUGAGGUCGUAAAUUUUACGACUAAGGCAUCAAUUGCUCGUAAAACUGUCCACUAAAAGGCUUAGAGGCUAUAUACGCCCAAAUUUAUGACAGCAUAAUUGGAUCAUAGAAACAAAACGUGUAUAAAAGGCAAUAUUCCAUUUUUUUGGGAAGGGGGGGUUAAAAAUAACUCGAAGUACACAUGUUCUUCCAGGGUGAGCUUUAAAAUAAGAAAUGCCACCAGGAGCGAAGCGGAGGGAGGGGAGCGGGGUCGGACCUUUCCCUUCCACCUUCCCAGGGCUGAGGGAAAAGGAAGGAGAGAUCUCCACGAAGAGAAAUCCCCUCCUUUGUACACUUGGUUAUUGUGUGAGGGGAAACAGGUUCAGUGCUGGCUCGUCUACGUGUGGUUGGUGUGAGCCUGGGGAAAGGAUGGGG